Molecule: messenger RNA, 2111 nt
Organism: Drosophila mauritiana
Lineage: Eukaryota; Metazoa; Arthropoda; Insecta; Diptera; Drosophilidae
Gene: DIP-epsilon
Product: neurotrimin
Exons: 10
Coding region: 658-2061 (467 amino acids)
Cellular component (GO): neuron projection
Source: RefSeq, a predicted model, not a curated record
UGUCGUUUCGUUCGGUUGUCGUCAGUCCGCGGUACCGCAUCUCCGUAUCCGCAGUCGCAAUCGCUUUUGAAACCCGAACCGGAAUCGGUAACGGUAUCAGAAACAGAAUCGGUUUCGUUAGACGUGCGGACGUGGUCUUUCUUAUUUGCACUGGCCAAAUAGUUAAAAAUAGUAUUUUCGAUUGGCAUUAGUGGCGAAUGGUUGUUGUAAAUCAACUGCUGUGAGUGCUUUUAUUCGAUAUCCCAUAUCCCCCCCAUCCAUGCCAUUUAUGCACCUCCGCUGCCCACCGGAGGAGCUGCUGGUUUUGUGACGGCGUCUGUGUGUCUGCCGCGUGGUCCCCUAAUUUAGUUAUGUUGCAAAAACGGAGAACGGCAGAGGGAAACAUGAAAAUCCGUUGUUAUGUUGUCUCGCUGCUCUAUUUAUAAAUUGAUUUGCUGAUUCCUGCCGACAUCUGACGCUCCAUCCAGCAGCCAGACAUUGCCACGGGGUGCACAAAAGCCAAUCGCAAUUAAACGUAGCUCGAUUACGAAAGCAAACACACCAUGAGCCUGAAUAUACUGUAAUGCUACACAAUAUUUGUACGCAAUAAAUAAUUAAGUUUUCUUAAUUAAAAAGCUAAACAACGGUAACAAAAAGUGGCAUCAAAAUUCCAACAAAAUGGCAUACCACCUCGAAGCUAUUUCUUCGAUUCUGUAUGUGGGCCUUGGUUGCCUGAUUGCCUCCUCUGUGGCACUAAGUACAGAUACCGGGAGUGAAGGCAACGCCGGUAACGUCGGUGGUUCAACCCUAAAUAAUGUCAUCAGCGAAGAUCCCGAGUUUACGGAUGUGAUCGAAAAUAUUACUGUUCCCGCGGGGCGUAAUGUUAAACUAGCUUGUUCAGUCAAGAACCUGGGAUCCUAUAAGGUCGCGUGGAUGCACUUCGAGCAGUCGGCCAUUCUCACAGUUCACAACCACGUGAUAACGCGUAAUCCGAGGAUUAGUGUCACCCACGAUAAGCAUGACAAGCACCGCACCUGGUUCCUGCAUAUCAACAAUGUCCAGGAGGAGGACAGGGGCCGGUACAUGUGCCAAAUCAAUACGGUAACGGCCAAGACCCAGUACGGAUUUGUCAAAGUAGUGGUGCCGCCCAAUAUAGACGACGCCCUGACCUCCAGUGACAUCAUCGUGCGCGAGGGCGAUAACGUUACGCUGCGCUGCAAGGCGAAAGGUAGUCCGGAACCGACCAUCAAAUGGAAACGCGAUGACGGCAACAAAAUCGUUGUCAACAAGACGCUCGAGGUGCACGACUUGGAGACGGACUCCCUGGAGCUGGAGCGGAUUUCGCGACUGCACAUGGGCGCCUACCUGUGCAUCGCCUCGAAUGGAGUGCCGCCAAGUGUGUCCAAGCGGAUCAAAGUCAGCGUGGACUUUUCGCCGAUGGUCUGGAUACCGCAUCAGUUGGUGGGCAUUCCCAUUGGAUUCAACAUCACCCUGGAGUGCUUCAUCGAGGCGAAUCCGACCUCACUUAACUAUUGGACGCGCGAAAACGAUCAAAUGAUCACUGAGUCAUCGAAGUACAAAACCGAAACCAUUCCCGGCCAUCCGUCGUACAAGGCGACCAUGCGGCUCACGAUUACCAACGUUCAGAGCAGCGAUUACGGCAACUACAAGUGCGUCGCCAAAAAUCCUCGGGGCGACAUGGACGGCAACAUAAAGCUGUACAUGUCGAGUCCGCCGACAACACAACCGCCGCCCACAACCACAACGCUGCGGCGGACGACAACAACCGCGGCGGAAAUCGCACUGGACGGCUACAUCAACACGCCCCUGAAUGGCAAUGGCAUUGGCAUUGUGGGCGAAGGACCCACAAAUUCGGUGAUUGCGUCCGGCAAAUCGAGCAUUAAAUACCUAUCGAAUCUGAACGAGAUCGACAAGUCGAAGCAGAAGCUGACGGGCAGCAGCCCCAAGGGAUUCGACUGGUCCAAGGGCAAGAGCAGCGGGAGUCAUGGCAACCUAGUGGCGUCCAGUUGGUCCCUCAUCUGCUGCAUCCUCGCGCUGCUGGCGACACACUCGUGUGGUUGAGAACUAUGUGCGAUUCCAUUUUAAUAAAGUGCCAUUACAAACAGUCGAAA